AUGGUAUGCUCCGUAUCGACGGGGAAAUCCGGUCCAAACUGGCUAGACCGGCUUCGUUCCUCCAGGGGCUUCCCGUCCGGCGAAGCUUCCAAUCUCGAGAAUUUCCUCAACAACCCGACUUCACCGGACCUUAAACAACCAGAUCCAAUCUCGGACCACAACCUUGACCCGAAUCCAUCCAAAAAUGACCCGGGUUUUGAUCGAAUCCAGAAGGAGGAUAACCAAUUGUUUGAUGUAAUGACCAAUGUCCUCUUCGAGCUCUUCAAUUAUGGAGACUCCAAUAAUGGUAAUUUUCCAAAAAUCAAGAAAUCCUGUCGAAAACAAUCAAACCCUAGAAUUUAUAUCCCUUCGAAUAAUGACAUUAAUGAGAAUGUUAAAGUGCAUUCCGAGAAGGAGUCAAGAAGUGAUGAUGAUAACAGUCAAGUGGCCGGGGUAAAGGAGUCGAGUGAGAAUUUAGUAUUAAGAAGAAAUGAGGAGGAAGGUGAUAUGAGUAAAGGGAAUCUGUCAGGAUUUUCGCUGACUGAGGUGACUGUGAUAGACACGAGCUAUAAGUCGUGGAAAUUCGAGAAAUUGUUGUACAGGAAGAAGAAUGUGUGGAAGGUUCGCGAUAAGAAGGGCGCAAGUGUGAAUGUGGGGAGUAAAAAGAAGAGGAAACAGAGCGCAAGUUUCAUGAACGGGGAGAAGAAGCAGAAGGUAGUAGAUAAGGAAGGAAGUGGACGAGAGCCUGAAUUCGCGUCGAAUGAAGUAACAUAUCCGACAAAUAAAUCUGUUGAAGGUCAUGAAAAAGUUGUGGACACAGCCGGCAAAAUUCUCAAAAAGAAGGAAGCAAACUUGAAGUCAGAAAAAGGAAGCACUCCAGUUAUUCUUAUUAAGAGUAUUCCCCCCAGGCAGCGUCGCGACGCUACUGCGCGACACUGUGAACACUGCAGCUUCGCGACGGGUGGUGUGUGUGCUGUGGGUGUGUGUGCUGUGGCGGAGUGGAGUUGUGGUGGUGGUGUCGCAUCGGGGUGUGGUGGUGGUGUUGAUGCUGGUUGUAGUGGAUUCAGAUCUAGUUGGUGGUGGUGGGUGUGCGCGCUAUGGGUGCGGUGGUAUUGGGGACGUGGUGGCGACACUGUCGGUGUGUGGUGUUUGACCAGUUGUGGAGCAAAUGUGGUGUGUGGUGAGUUGGUAGGUUCAGAUCUAGUUUGA
Fraxinus pennsylvanica is the source of this 1188-nucleotide messenger RNA. The record is from the annotation of a GenBank genome assembly. NCBI's taxonomy places the organism in Eukaryota, Viridiplantae, Streptophyta, Magnoliopsida, Lamiales, Oleaceae.